Molecule: messenger RNA, 1831 nt
Organism: Kickxella alabastrina
Lineage: Eukaryota; Fungi; Kickxellomycota; Kickxellomycetes; Kickxellales; Kickxellaceae
Product: Ribophorin I
Exons: 1
Coding region: 269-1765 (498 amino acids)
Cellular component (GO): oligosaccharyltransferase complex; membrane
Source: RefSeq, a predicted model, not a curated record
UGAUAAAAAUCUUAAGCGAGGAUGGAACACUUCUUUUUAUUUUUUCUGCUGGUGAGCGGCGAUUGGACAGCAAAGAAAGAUAAAUAUGAAAGUUUGUGAUGAUGUAGCCCGCUUCUUCAUCCCUCUUUUAUUUAUUGUUUUUUGUUUUUUGUAAGUGGUCCACGACAAAGCCUUGGCUUCUCUUUUUUCUUUCAACCCAUUAACUGACUCACCCAGCUCCUUUAAAGUUCCUUUAAAUCCGCCUACUCCCAAUUCAUUAUUCUUCCCGAUGCGCGUCGCAGUGUUUUUCUACUGUGCAGCAUCGCUGCUACUCGGCCACCACGCAACCGCCGCGGCAGCGGUUUUAUCAAAUCCACCCACCGGCCUCGUCAACACAAACCUCAUCCGCACAGUCGACCUACAGGCGCUGCCCUACGUGCAUGAGCAGCUUGGCGUCAUUGUGCAGAACGACCACCCGACACUGGCCUUUACGCGCUACAAGCUGCGCAUCCCACAGGCCAAGUGCGCGCGGCUGGCACAGAUUCACGUGCAUGAGCGCAAGAGCGGUGCGCCGCUACCGCUGGUCCGCCACCGGCCCCUGGCAGAGGCAGCAGCGGAUUCUGACGAUCCAGAGGUGUACGAGGUGCGGCUGCGCGGCGCUGGGCUGAUGCCAGGGGAGAAGCUCGGGCUGAACAUUGAUCUGGUGUUUGGCGCCGGCAGCGUGCAGCCGAGCCCUGCGGUGGCCGGGCAGGCGGCGGACCAGGUGUGGGCGUGGGCUGACGCCGCACUGGUCACAUCUGACUACGCGACGCGCAAGCAGAAGACCGUGGUCAAGACGCGCGUCGCUCGCGUCGGGCGCGUGGACGGGGCGCUGGCGCUGGCGAAGGGCGGCACGGUGACGUUCGGCCCGUACACGAACGCCACGGCGGCAGACGGUAAGGGUGAGAUUGGCGUGCACUUUGUGGACAAUGGCGCGCAGAUGGAGGCGGUGACCCAGCGGCGUGAGUACUUUGUCAGCCAGUGGGCCGACGACCUGCACGUGCGCGACUAUUACACGGUGCGCAACGCCGGGCCGCAGCUCGAUCGCUUCGACAAGGUGCGGCAGGUGAUGACCAAGCAUAUGCACGGCCGCGACAAUUUCAUCAAGGCGCUGUUGGUCAGCGUGCCGGCCGAUGCGCGCGAGAUGUACUUUGUCGACCAGAUCGGCAACGUGUCGACGUCGGCCGUGUCCCAAGCAAAGCUCGGCAGCCGCAAGGUGCUGCAGCUACAGCCGCGGUACCCGCUGCCUGGCGGAUGGGUUUACGCGUGGUGGCACGGGUACAGCGUGCCGCUGGCGCAGUAUCUGCGGCGCCAGGGCUCGCGCCACCACCUGCGCGUGCCUCUGAUCGAGCCGAUCACCGCCACUGCGUCGCUGGAGGCCCGGCUGUCGACGAAGGAGCUUGCUGCGCGCAACACGGCUGUGACCAAGUACGAGAUGCGCGUGACGCUGCCCGAGGGCGCGUCUGCCGUGCGGCUGGCCGCGUCAGUUGACUUAAGCGCGGAGCUGGUACGCACAAAGUACUACCUGGACUCGGUCGGCCGCCCGGUAGUCGUGGUGCGAUGCCACAACGUGGCGCCCGACAUGUUCGGCCUUGCGGUUGUGGUGUCCUACGACUACAGCCGCCUGGCUGCGUGGAUUAAACCGGCCGUGGUUGCUGCCUGGCUGCUGAUUGCCUUUGGCAUGGCGUCGGCCCUGAGCCGCGUCGAGAGGGGCCUGGCCAAGAAGAACAAGGCCAAGACAGAGUGAGUUGGCUGCUAAUGUUAUUAGAGGACUGAAAAUCGAAAAAUCGAAAAAUCGAAAAAUCGAAAAAUC